Messenger RNA from Trichosurus vulpecula (common brushtail), 3380 nucleotides. RefSeq names its product pinin, desmosome associated protein (gene PNN). The coding region runs from base 86 to 2230 and encodes 714 amino acids. The record is from RefSeq and is a predicted model, not a curated record. The transcript has 9 exons. NCBI's taxonomy places the organism in Eukaryota, Metazoa, Chordata, Mammalia, Diprotodontia, Phalangeridae. Gene Ontology annotation, cellular component: catalytic step 2 spliceosome.
UCCCAACUAUCACUCCCAGCCUGAUCUCGCGACGCGGGACGACCUGGCUUUAGAGCUGCCUCCGCACCAGCCGCGGGUGGAGAAGAUGGCGGUCGCAGUGAGAACUUUGCAGGAGCAGCUGGAAAAAGCCAAGGAGAGCUUAAAAAAUGUAGACGAGAAUAUCCGGAAGCUCACCGGCCGGGAUCCUAAUGACGUGAGACCCAUCCAAGCUCGAUUGCUGGCCCUCUCAGGCCCUGGUGGAGGUAGGGGUCGUGGUAGUUUAUUGCUAAGGCGUGGAUUCUCAGAUAGUGGAGGAGGACCCCCAGCCAAACAGAGAGACCUUGAAGGGGCAGUCAGUAGGCUGGGAGGGGAGCGUCGGACAAGAAGAGAAUCACGCCAAGAAAGCGACGCAGAGGAUGAUGAUGUUAAAAAGCCAGCGUUGCAGUCUUCAGUUGUAGCUACCUCCAAAGAGCGUACACGUCGAGACCUUAUUCAGGAUCAAAAUAUGGAUGAAAAGGGAAAGCAAAGGAAUCGACGUAUAUUUGGCUUGUUAAUGGGUACCCUUCAGAAAUUUAAACAGGAAUCCACUGUAGCUACGGAAAGGCAAAAGAGGCGUCAAGAAAUUGAACAAAAACUUGAAGUGCAAGCAGAAGAAGAAAGAAAACAAGUUGAAAAUGAAAGGAGAGAACUUUUUGAAGAAAGGCGUGCUAAACAGACAGAACUGCGACUUUUGGAACAAAAGGUUGAACUUGCUCAGUUGCAAGAAGAAUGGAAUGAGCAUAAUUCCAAAAUAAUUAAAUAUAUAAGAACUAAGACAAAGCCCCAUUUGUUCUACAUUCCUGGAAGAAUGUGCCCAGCUACACAAAAGCUGAUAGAAGAGUCACAGAGAAAAAUGAACGCUAUGUUUGAAGGUAGACGAAAUGAGUUUGCAGAACAAAUAAAUAAAAUGGAGGCUAGGCCUAGAAGACAAUCAAUGAAGGAAAAAGAACCUCAGGUGGUGCAUAAUGAAGAACAGAAGGCGGAGCAAGAAGAGGGUAAGGUGGCUCAGCGUGAGGAAGAGAUGGAGGAGACAGGUAAUCAGCACAAUGAUGUAGAAAUAGAGGAUGCAGGAGAGGAAGAGGAAAAAGAAGUAGGUGCAGUUCAUAGUGAUACAGAGAAAGAACAGGAGGAGGAUCAUAAAAAGGAAAUGGAGGUUAAAAUGGAGGAGGAGAAUGAGGUGAGGGAAAAAGAGAAGCAACAGGAUAGUCAGCCUGAAGAAAUUAUGGAUGUGAAAGAGGAGGGAGAAAGUGUCAAAAAUGUAGAUACAGAACUGGAGGAAAUGGAAACUAAUCAAGGUGAAAGUGUAGGGCCUUCAGAAAAUGAGAAUAGCAAAGAAAUAGGACCAGAGUUGGAGGGUGAGGCUCAGCCAAAGAAAGAGUAUAAGCCUAUUUCUCCUGUGAAGGAGAAUGCUAAUGUUCCAGAAAUUGAAAAUGAAUCUGAAGAGAAACAAGAGAGAGAACCUGAGUCCCAGCCAGAGUUUGUGGUUCAACCCCAGCCCCAAUCCCAACCCCAGCCCCAGUCUCAUCCCUUGCCCUCACUCCAGCCCCAGUCCUUGCCUCAGUCUGAGACUUUACCCUUAACACUUAUAGAGCCACCACCUCAGGUCAUGCAGGAACCAAGGCAUCUGACCGAGAGGAAAGAGUUUGCUAUAGAGCCUGUCAGACUUCCUGAGGUGCAAAUAGAGCCAAUCUUGACAAUGCCUACAGAGAGGAAAACCAAAACCAAAACAAGGAGCAGAAGCAGGGGUCGAGCCAGAAACAAAACUAGCAAGAGUAGAAGUCAUAGCAGUAGCAGUAGCACUUCAAGUAGUAGUUCCACUAGUAGUAGUAGUGGCAGUAGCUCCAGCAGUGGCAGCAGUAGCAGUCGGAGUAGUUCCAGUAGCAGCACUAGCACUAGUGGAAGCAGCAGCAGAGACAGUAGUAGUAGCAGCACCAGUAGCAGUGAGAGUAGGAGUCGAAGCCGAGGUCGGGGACAUAACAGGGAUAGAAAGCGCAGGAGGAGUGUGGAUCGGAAGCGGAGGGAUACAUCAGGACUAGAAAGAAGUCACAAUCACAAGUCUUCAAAAGGUAGUAGCAGAGAUACAAAAGGAUCAAAGGAUAAGAGUUCUCGGUCUGACAGAAAAAGGUCUAUAUCAGAAAGUAGUCGGUCAGGCAAAAGAUCUUCAAGAAGUGAAAGAGACCGUAAAUCAGACAGGAAAGACAAAAGGCGUUAAUGGAAGAAAACAGGCUUCCUUAGCCUAUUUGCAGCAGAAGAUGUCUUGAUGUGUAAAAGGAUACCUUUCCUUUUAAGGAGAAUGCUGCCUUAAGAAUUGCAUGUUGUAAAAUUCUUUUUGGAAAAAUACAGACUUUGUUUACCAGACAUUCUUGUACUUUUUACAUAAUUUUGUAAAAGUUAUUUAUCAAAAUUAUGUGAGGUUCCAAAAAACAUGUAAAAAAAAAUAAAAAAGAUUAACAACCCUUGUCAUCUUUUUUAAAUAUCCCAUGCUCUACAUUAAGAAUCUGUAUAUUUUACUAGGUAAAUCUUUAAGUUUGUGAGUUCACUUCUAAUUCUGUAUCAUACAUUGUUUUUGUAGAAAUAAAUGUACAUUAAAGAAUUUUUUUUUGAGAUGUCCUGGUUGACACUUGUGUAAUCUCCUCAGAAUCAGUUUCAAACUACUACCCACUAUCUACUGGAGGUGCUUAGGGGAACACUUUUUUCUUCCCCGUUUUUAUUUACAUGAAUAACUGUUAACCUUAACCUACCCCUUUAGGUGGUUAUUUUUGGUUUGACUAAACCACUGAAGAUAAAAAUUUGAGGAAGAAAGUAGUUCAUUCUCCUCAUUCUUUUAAAUAAUUUUUUCUCUUUUCUUUGUCCCCCUUUUUAUUUUAACAAGCUUUUUUGUUGUUUCUGAUCCUCAAACCAAAUAUGAGGUGUCAUUAGGUACAUUAUACUGCUAAUUGUUACUUGGUUGACUUUUGUCUUCCCAAGCAUGGUAGCAUCACUUGCCUCUAGUGAUCCAUAUGAUAAAUUUAUACCUCUUGCAGAAAAAAAUUUAUUUCUUUAUUUCCCCUGCGGGAAGGAACCAAAAGUAGCCUCUAAACUUGGUUUUUGGAUAUGGUGGUCUAAGAUGUAACCUUGGAGAUUGGAUAUGACUGGCUUGUGUUGGCUAUAGUUAAGACAAAUGCCAAUAUGUGUUGAGAAUUUUCUUCAUGUUGUAUGAAGGUUUACAAAAUGAGGGGAACUCGGGUCUAGACUUGAAUAUGUAUGCAAAACAAGGUAAUACACAGUGAUGAUCAAAUUGUAUUUUAUAAUUUUGUAUGAUCCUAGUAUCUGUUGGUCAAUACUGUUCAUGUGCAAAUAAAUGUGACUUAGACUUAAUGUGA